Siniperca chuatsi (mandarin fish) is the source of this 3820-nucleotide messenger RNA. Its product is annotated as NLR family CARD domain-containing protein 3-like. The record is from RefSeq and is a predicted model, not a curated record. The coding region runs from base 286 to 3384 and encodes 1032 amino acids. Gene Ontology annotation, molecular function: protein binding. Lineage: Eukaryota; Metazoa; Chordata; Actinopteri; Centrarchiformes; Sinipercidae. The transcript has 9 exons.
GCAAGAGACAGUUUCUUAUAUCUGUAAUUACCCCUCUGCGUAUGAGCAGCCAGUGUCAGUGUGUGAAUCCUGGCCUGACUGAACAUAGUCAUUCUGUAUCUGAAAAAAUGUAGCUUGUUUUUUAAUGUAUUUUACAUGACCAGUUAUUUGAUCCGCUGGAGGCAAAUGACAGGAACUGUACAGGAACGUCUUCACAUGUCCAAGGAAGAUAAAGACCACUGAUGAGGAGUAUCAGUCAACAGAAAUCAUGUAGGUCGUGGCUACAAGGGUGCUGGUGAGAAAAACAUGGAGCGAAAGAGUGUUGCUGAUAAAACAGAUGAAGUCUCUCAAGUUCCCUCUAUUCAGGCUGUGGUUCAUCAUUUCCAUCCCAGCUACACCGCUCAGAGUGGAGGCAAUGUGGUCGCUCCCUCCAUUAUUGGUUCUAACAUUGGCAACAUAAACAUCAAUAUCAUCUCAACUGGCCAAGUUUCUUCAAAAGAAGCAUUGAACCAUGACACUGCAGACAGCUGUGAUGCUCUGCAGCCCCAAAAUGAUAAGAUCGCAGAAUGUCAACAGAAACUGAAAGUUACUCUGAGGAGGAAGUUCAGUCACUUGCUUGAGGGGAUGACGACAGAAGCAAACAAGACACCUCUCAAUAAGAUCUACACAGAGCUCUACAUCACUGAGGGAAGAAGUGGUGAAGUCAAUAUGGAGCAUGAGGUGAGACAGAUUGAGACGGCAUCCAGGAUACAUAUGGCCCAGGAGAAAUCAAUCCACUGCAAUCACCUCUUUGUUCCUCUACGGGGACGAGAAAUAAGAACUGUGAUCACAAGAGGAGUUGCUGGCAUUGGAAAAACCGUGUCCGCUAAUAAAUUCACUCUAGACUGGGCUGAGGAGAGAGAAAACACCAACCUGGAAUUUGUAUUUCCUCUCUCUUUCCGAGAGCUGAAUCUGAUGAGAAAGAAAACCUUCAGUCUAGUGGAGCUUCUUGGUGUCUUUUUCCCUGAAACAAAAGAUACAGGACUCUUUACUAAUGGUAAAAACAAAAUGGUCUUCAUCCUGGAUGGUCUGGACGAGAGCCGCCUGUCUUUGGACUUCAACAAAAGUGAAAUAAUAUCUGAUGUGACACAGCCAACCUCGAUUGCUUUGCUUCUGACCAACCUCAUCAGGGGAAGACUGCUUCCUUUGGCUCUUAUUUGGAUAACAUCUCGCCCCGUAGCUUCGAGUCAGAUCCCUCUGGAGUACAUUGAUCUAGUGACAGAGGUACGAGGGUUCAACAACCCCCAGAAAGAUGAGUACUUCAGGAGGAAAAUUAGUGACGAGAGCAUAGCAAACAGGGUAAUCACACAUGUAAAAUCCUGCAGGAGUCUUCACAUCAUGUGCCACAUACCAGUCUUCUGCUGGAUGGCGGCAAGUGUUCUUGAGAAAAAGUUGGUGACGACAGACAGUAAGGACAUGCCAAAGACUCUCACUCAAAUGUACAUACACUUCUUGUCUUUGUAUGUGGAGGACACGAAGAAGAGGCUGCCUGGAAGAAGAGAGUCAAACGCUGAGAGCAUGAGAGAUAACCUCAGCUCGUUGGGUAAACUGGCCUUCAAAGAGCUCGAGAAGGGCCACUUGAUCUUCUAUGAGAGCGACCUCAUCCUGAAUGGUAUAAAAGUCAAGCAGGCGUCCAUGUUCUCAGGAGUCUACACACAGAUCUUCAAUGAGGAGCUGACACUUUGUGAGGAGAAGAUGUUCUGCUUUGUGCAUCUGAGUAUCCAGGAAUUCUUUGCUGCGUUGUAUGUCUAUCUCACAUUCAACAAUGACAACUACAACGUCUUGAUCAAGAAGUCGUCUGCUUCGAGACGUUUCCCAUUCCGAGAUUCAUCGGAGCUCAUUCUCUACAAAGAAGCAGUAGAAAAGGCUUUGCGGUGUGAAAAUGGACAUUUUGACAUCUUUCUGCGCUUCCUUUUGGGCCUGUCUCUGGAAUCCAAUCAGAACCUGUUGAAACAUCUAAUGACCAGCAACAGAACAAACCAAAGAACAAGAACAGAGAUCAUUAAACACAUAAAGGAGAGAAUCAGGGCAAGUCCAUCCCCAGAGAGAUGCCUCAAUCUCUUUCACUGUCUGAAUGAGCUGAAUGACCAUUCUCUUGUGGAGGAAAUUCAGAGCUACCUCAACUCAGGCAGCCUUAACAAAACCAAACUUUCACCUUCUCAGUGGGCCACUCUGGUCUUUGUAUUACUGACAUCAGAAGAAGAGCUGAGUGUGUUUAAACUGAGCAACUACACCAGGUCAGAGGAAGGUCUUCUGAUGCUGCUGCCUGUCGUGAAAACCGCUCGAGAGGCAAAUCUAAAUGGAUGUAAUCUCACUGUGACCUGCUGUGAAAGAUUGGCGAAUGGCAUCAGCUCAUCCCAACUUAGAAAGCUGAACCUGGGUAACAACAACUUGACAGAUGCAGGAAUAAUACUGCUCUCUGAUGGACUGAAGAACAGCAAACUGGAGACACUCAGACUGAGGAGCUGCAACCUGACAGAGCACAGCUCUGAUGCCCUAGCCUCAGUUAUCAGCUCAACCUCCUGCCAGCUGAAAGUAUUGGACCUCUCUGACAAUGACUUUCAGGACGUGGGAGUCAAAAAGCUCUCUGGUGGUCUGGGGAGUCCUCACUGUAAACUGGAAAUACUAUUUUUGUCCCUGUGCCGAGUGACAGAAGAAGGCUGCACUUUUCUGGCAUCUGCUUUAAACUCAUCCGGUCUGAGAGAGCUCGACCUGAGCUACAACCACCCAGGAAACUCAGGCCUGGAGCUGCUGUCUGCUCUGCUAGAAGACCCACAAUGCAGCCUGCAGAAACUCAGUGUGGAACAGUGUGGUGAAUCCAGGAUUCAGCCAGGUCCAAAGAAAUAUACCAACAAACUCACCCUGGACCCAAACACAGCACACAGAGACCUUUCUCUGUCUGAGGGAAACAGGAAAGCGACGCGUUGGACCAGCCAGCCAUAUCCUAAUCACCCAGAAAGGUUUGAUUUCUGGACACAGGUGUUGUGCAAGGAGGGACUGACUGGGCGCUUCUACUGGGAGACAGAAUGGAGUGGGAGAGCUUUCAUAGGAGUAGCCUACAAAGGGAUGUGCAGGAAGGGAGAGGGCUACGACAGCUGGUUAGGCAAAAAUGACUCUUCCUGGGGACUAAACUGCACCAAAGAUGGCUACAAAACCUGGCACAAAGGCAUGUACACUGCUGUAACCAUCCCACCCAGCUCCAAUAAAGUAGGAGCCUAUCUAGACUGGGCAGCGGGGACGCUGUCUUUCUUCAGGGUCUCCUGUGGUGCACUGACCCUCCUCCACACCUUCCACAACACCUUCACUGAGGCGGUCUACCCAGGGUUUUGGCUUGGCUGGGCAGACUCCACAGUGUACUUGUGCUAAAUAUGACCUGUACAUAGUGAACAGCUUCAUAUCCCCCUGUCCAACAUAACACUGAGGACACAUAACGUAGCAGAAUGUAGUACUUUUUUCCCUCCUGCUCUUGAGCCUUAAACUUCUGUGGACAUUUGUGGUUUUGAGUGAAAUGUCUCAGCAACUGGAUGGAUUGCCAUGAAAUUUAGUACAAACAUUUAUGUUCCCCCUCCGGUCAAAACUUUAAUUUGUCUAUUACUUUGAGGUGGUUUAUGAUCACAUAACUGCAAAUGACUAGAUACUAAGAGGAAGUAAAAAAAAUGUUGUGCAAUGUGGAAAAAACUGAGGAAAAACUGCCUAUACGGUGAUCUAGACAUCAUAUACUGCGAGAUGAAUAGAAUGUAUUUUGAUGAAAUUGAAGAAAUGCAUACAUAUAAUUUGUAAUAAAGACACAAAAACCACCAGA